AUUUAAGCCACCACCACCGGGGUAGGAAGCAUCGAGUCACCUGCUCAUUCAACAUCUCAUCACUUACGGUGUAGUCAAACAUGAGUUCCUUCAGUGUUACGACAGUCGUCGCCUUAUUGGCGAUAAAUGUCUCAUUCGUGUUCGGCUGGGGCUACCGCGCUUCCGAUCAGCGCCGAUGGGCGGUGCUGCACCCAGCCUGCGGAGGCCGCCAGCAGUCUCCAAUCGCCAUAUCAGCGCGCCAGGCCAUACCCAUUUCAAUUCCAGCGAUGGAACUCAUCGGCUACCAGAACCCACUGCCUGGACCGCUCACCAUCACCAACAAUGGCCACUCUGUGGCUCUAACGAUUCCAAAGUACAGUUCGGAGGAAGAGAAGAAAGGGUUCCGUCUGCCGUACAUAUUCGGCGGGCCUCUAGACAACGAGUACGAAAUCGAGGGACUGCACUUCCACUGGGGAGACAAGAACAACCGCGGCUCAGAGCACACGCUCAACGACAUGCGCCUGCCCUUGGAAAUGCACAUCAUUCACAGAAACAAGAAGUACAGGAACUUAGCUGAGGCUCUUCAACACCCUGAUGGUCUUUGCGUGCUCGCCUUCUUCUACCAGGUGGUCGAGUUUGAUGCUAAGCUGCUGACGCCCCUCGUGAAGAAUCUCUCAGCCAUCGAGAACUACAACACCAGCAUGCAGUUGCCGCACACCUUCUCGCUGUCCUCCAUCUUGUCCGGGCUGGAUACAGAACGUUUCUACACUUACAAGGGUUCCCUCACCACGCCGCCUUGCGCUGAAGCCGUCACAUGGGUCGUGUUCUCGGACUACCUCCCGAUCUCGGUCUUCCAGAUGGAUAACUUCCGUGGCCUCCUGUCCAACCUGAACUUGCCUCUUGUGGACAACUUCAGGCAGCUGCAGCCACUCUUCGGUCGCAGGGUCUUCGUCCGCAUCACCUCCAAGAAUCCCAAAUUCAAGAAGACCAAGCUCCACUAUUCCAAAUGGGACUGGGUUGGUCACAAGAAGGCCGAAAAUGAUGUCGCCGAAUUUGACGAAUAAAUUUUAACCACCGAUGUUAAUGUAAAAGCACUAACACAUAGACUACGGGUACCUUAUUUACUUUAGCACUAAUCACGACACCAAAUACUAGCGACUGGUAAUAUUUUUAACUGUAUAUCUCAUUAUGGUUGUAAUUUGUAUAAUGUAAUUUGUAUAUAAUUUAAUAGUGUUAAGUAUUAAUAUGUAAGUUUGUUAAAAAUAAAGAAAGGAAUACAUUUUAAGCUGCUUUAUUUAU
Molecule: messenger RNA, 1278 nt
Organism: Chilo suppressalis (striped riceborer)
Lineage: Eukaryota; Metazoa; Arthropoda; Insecta; Lepidoptera; Crambidae
Source: the annotation of a GenBank genome assembly